AUUUUCUGACCGGAGGCUAUUGUUUUUCCGACUUAAAAAUUCGAAGCCAACGGCGGGCGGCUGAGAUCGACUCAUUCAAGUUGUUGAAAGAAGAUGGCAGAAGGUGAUGAUAUUCAGCCCCUCUUCUGUGACAAUGGAACUGGAAUGGUACGUUAAGGCUGGGUUUUCUGGUGAUGAUGCUCCAAGGGCCGUGUUUCCUAGCAUUAUGGGGCGUCCACGAAUGCUUAAAAGAAAUAUGUUCAAACAAAUAUAUCCUUGAUUAGGUUUGAGGGUCAGUCAUAUAUGUAAUUAUUUAAUUACGAAAUUCAUUUUGUUUGGGGUUUGUUAUCCUUUUCUUUAAUGGAUUUCCAAUGUACAAAUGAAGGUUAUGAAGGUCA
Rubroshorea leprosula is the source of this 377-nucleotide messenger RNA. The record is from the annotation of a GenBank genome assembly. Lineage: Eukaryota; Viridiplantae; Streptophyta; Magnoliopsida; Malvales; Dipterocarpaceae.